Molecule: messenger RNA, 854 nt
Organism: Conger conger (European conger)
Lineage: Eukaryota; Metazoa; Chordata; Actinopteri; Anguilliformes; Congridae
Product: cystein proteinase inhibitor protein salarin-like
Exons: 6
Coding region: 356-733 (125 amino acids)
Source: RefSeq, a predicted model, not a curated record
AUUUCAAUUAUUUUAGACAUGUAGCGUUUGAUGCAGAUGGGGUUGUAUUAAGAGUACUGAGAUUUGUGGUGUUUGCUGUUUCAAUGAUAUUAUUAUGCCAUCUAAAAUGUGAAGGGAUAUUUGAGGUGCAGUUGGUUCAUGACAGAAAAUGUGUCAUUACAUUAUAAUAACUAGUUGUAUAUUUUUUCAUUUAUUCGUGGAGUAAAAAAGACUUGUUAAUUGUAAUAAUGACAGCAGCUGAUAUGAGUUAAUGAAUUUAUUUUGUUUUAUUGGUUUUCUGUAAAGGUUUUCAACCUAACUCAAAACUCCAAGCUAACUUAAAAAACUCCAACAAAACCGAUUGUGUGGAAUAUAAAUGCUGUGGACUUGGAAAAUAAACAUGAAGCUGUUGAUCUUGGUAGCUGCUUUACUGGCCGUGACCAGUGCUGCCAGCAUAUCUCUGGAGGACCCAGAGGUCCAUGCCUCUAAAACUGCGAUGCAGAGGAAAAAGGAAUAUGACGUGGAACUCUAUGACAAUAACAGCGGAGAUAUAGACCAGGAAUUUGAGAUCUGGAAGAAGAAAUAUGGUAAGACCUACGCUACCCCUGAAGAGGAGGCUGGUCGGAGGCAGGCCUGGCUGAAGACCAGGGUCAGCGUGACGGAGCACAACCGCAAGUAUCUGGCCGGGAAGGAGACUUGGACAAUGGGGGCAAACAUGUUCGCUGACCUGCUUGAAGGUGAACAUAUUUGCUGAAUAGAUGCUGGAUUGGCCGUGGUGUUGGCGGGGCUGUAGGAAUGAUGUAGCAGUGGGCAUCGGUCACUGACGCCUCUUCUCCUCCACCCGUCUUCUUCAUUAAAGAUGCUCUCCAUGCAGA